Molecule: messenger RNA, 3113 nt
Organism: Alligator mississippiensis (American alligator)
Lineage: Eukaryota; Metazoa; Chordata; Crocodylia; Alligatoridae
Gene: CCDC134
Product: coiled-coil domain containing 134
Exons: 7
Coding region: 44-856 (270 amino acids)
Source: RefSeq, a predicted model, not a curated record
GCACCCCGCGCCGGCCCAGGCGGGGACACGAGGCGCGCGGUGCAUGCCGGUUUGCUGCGCGCCAGGCGGCCCCGCGGCCGGGAAGGGGAGGAGCGGCAGCGGCGGCAGCAGGAGCCGCAUGACAGCCCCAGCGGGCAGUCUUUUGUUCCAAUCCAGGACUGUAGACAUGGAUUUUCUAUGGGUUGGCGCCUUUGUGUUCCUCCUAGUAUUGUCCAAGGGCAACUCUUCAGACACAGAGAAGCAGAGGACAGACUCUGGCUUGGAAAUCUAUAAGAAGCUGUUUGAAGUGAAGCGCAAGGACCAGAUGAAUGCACUGAAGAACCUGAUCGAGCUCAAUGAUGUGAACCAACAAUAUAAAAUCAUUGACAUCAUGCUGAAGGGGCUCUUUAAAGUGCUGGAAGACUCGCGGGCAGUCCUUAUAGCUGCAGAUGUGCCCCCCGAUGGGCCCUUCCCUCAGGAUGAGAAGCUAAAGGAAGCAUAUUCCCAUGUGGUGGAAAACACUGCCUUUUUUGGAGAUGUGGUUCUACGCUUCCCCAAGAUCGUGCACCAUUACUUCGAUCGCAACUCCAACUGGAACAACCUGAUCCGCUGGGGGAUCAGCUUCUGCAACCUGACGGGAGUGUUUGACCAGGGUCCCCAUUCCCAAGUGCUCGGACUGAUGGCUCAGGAGCUGGGAAUUAGUGAGAAAUCUCCAGAUUACCGGAAUCCCUUCAAAACUGACCAUUCUGAGUUUUUUCCUGGUGCGGACACAUUCCAGAAGGCCCUCCGAGAGGAAGAGAAACGCAGAAAGAAAGAAGAGAAAAGGAAGGAAAUCCGCAAGGGGCCCCGGAUUUCACGCUCGCAGUCUGAGUUGUAAUGAUGGGACCCACCUCAUCACUGGGACCCCUGCUGGCGGGAGAUGCAGCAAGUGGAAGUGGAGUGUCUUACCCCCUCAGCAGCCUCAGGAAAAGGCCGGGCAGUUUACCUUUCAUCUGUGCAGUGAUUUUUUAUUUUUCUUUUUUUUCCAUGGUAUAUCAGUAAGGACUGGACUGAAUCCUGACAAGGAACUGGGUGGAAAUCCUGGCCUUUCAGUGCAACCCCUGUGAGAAAGCUCUUUGUAUAAACUGGAAUACAGAGAGUCUGGCAGAGAAUGUUUGUUGUGUGCGCCCGAGGGAUUUGCUGAUGCUAAAGGUGCGAACCUGUGGAGUUGGGAUGGGACUAUACUGGUACUUGCUCCCUUGAGCCAUAACAUGGAGGGCAAGACCCCAGGACUGUGGUGUGAGCUACGUAGUUAUACCUGAUAUCUGCCUCUCUGGAGAGUGGGAAUGCAUAACAAGGUGUGUGGUGGGACCAGAUCCCCAUCUGCUUCAUGGACCUUCCAUUCCUGGAGAAAUGUAACGCAUUUGUAAAUGUUAAACAACCCCUGUCUCCCCCAGGAAAAGGGGGGCCAGCAGUGGACCAAGUGGCUUUAAAGGCAGCAUUGAUUUUGUGUACGUUAGUUAGCUAACAAGUUCCUCCCCCUCCAGUUACACUAAAUCUCUGUGUUGUUGCACUCUCCCUCAGCCAACCAGACCUCUCAUCUCCAAGUGGCUGUUUUAUUAAACAGAGCUUAUUUUUAUAAGGCCAUCGUCUGAUUUGGAUUUGAGAGAGCCAACACAGCUGAUUCUAAAUCCACAUUGUGUGAAGGAGCCUGUGUUCGCAGAGCUGCUGCUAGGGGAAGGUUUCCGAGAAGGGUGGGGAUGGAAGGGAGUGGGAUGCUGCCAGGUUGGCAAGGACAGGCUGAGAGGGCUCACAGGAGGGUAUUGUCAUCAUUAGGUGUCCAAUCAAAAGAUCGGAGUAAAGAUUAAGCAUGGACUUUUAAAAACAAAGGCAGCUUUUGAUAUUGGUGACUAGUGAGGAAUCAAUUUGGGUUUCAAGUCUCAACCCAAUCCAUGGCAGAGGGGUGCCCACAUCACACACAAUAUUGCCACUGGUAUACAGGGGUGCUCUGGCCAAAAAAGCCAGAGGAAUAAGCUCUGGAGACAGAACUCUUUUCUCACAGUACCUCUGGAGAGCCCCUCAGGCUCUGAGUCUGAGUCACUUUGCUGGGGAGGCAAGGGGAAGUUUUAUGUGAAAUGUAAUAAAAGCUGAAGAGGGGGUUUCUGUCUCCAUGGCUGCUGCUUUGACAUCUUGCACUCUCCAUAUGUUUUGGGUUGUGGGUUUUUUGGGUUUUCUUUUUUUCUUUUUGAAAACGUUUUAUUUUAAUGGAACAAAAUAAAAGAUACCAGCCCACACUAUCACCAGGGUGGGAAACUCUUCUGCUGUGGAAGUGCUGGGAAGAAAUGGAAGCUAAUGACUGUACUUUAAAACACUGGCUCUUUGCUUUGGAUCAAGCAACUGAUGGUUGAUGUCACCAGCUGAUCAGAGGGACCAGGAGUGCGCUGUUACCAACCAACGACCUUGCUUGCUCUGGAACAAGCCUGUUCUUUUGGUCAUCCAGCCGUUUUGUGCAGUUAAGCACUCUAGAAAAUAGCUGGUUUCUACCCCAUGUUCACAUUCUCUUUCAUUAGUGAGGCAAAGGUUUGCCACCCACUCUAGUCCAAAUCCAGUGCUGGUUGCCAGUGAAAUGAUUUUGGUGGAUCUCCACCAUGCCCUCAGCGGACAUUCAUGUACAGCACAAAAUCACCACACAAUUUGGCAUAAGUGGUAACUGCUGCUUGGAGUCUUAGGACUGGAACAGCAAAGGAAUAUAGGGCGCAUAGGUCAGGAACUGAGGGAGCUGCAUCUGAGGAACGUCCGCCUGCUUCCAGCUAGUGCAAUAUGCCUUCACUAGCUCAAGCACUAGAGCCCAACAAAGUCACUCUCUUCAUCCAGGUCUGGACUUUUUUUUGUUGUAUUUUGAGUCGCUGAUUGAAUCGCACAGCCCUAGACCCUAGGUCCUUCUUGCCAAGGGAUCAUCCUCCUGUGGGGCAGGAGGGAUUCCAUUGUGUGAAACUAAUCUGACUUGUUGCCUUCAGACUAUUCUGCAGGCCAGAGAUGGGAAAUGUUCUCUAUUUUUAAAGACCGAAUAGUCAGUGACAUUUUGUUUUUUUGACAUCCAUUGAAAUGGAAAACAUUUUUUUUCCUUGAAUAAAUUUGAAUUUUUAAAAAUCAAA